AUGGAAGGUUUACAGAAUUCCCCCUUUCUCAGGGAGCUAUCGUCGAGUGACCGACGAACACGCGAUGAAGCACUUGACUCUUUAACGCUGUUUCUUAAAAGUCGCCGCGACUUACAAUUGAAUGAUCUUUUAAAGAUAUGGAAAGGCUUGUUCUUUUGCAUGUACCACUGCGACCGGCCCGUAAACCAACAAAACCUCUCGCGCUCCUUAUCAUAUACACUAGUACCAAAAUUGCCGGACCAGAUUUUACAGCCCUUUCUCCGCGCAUUCUGGAUUACAAUGUCUCGAGAUUUUCACUCACUAGAUCGACUAAGACUGGACAAGUACCUCUUUCUGCUACGCUGCUAUGUAGGCGUCGCUCUUGGAAUUUUCAUUAAAAAGGGUAUUGAAAAUACAAAGGCGAGGAAUAGUGCAUCAGCAAAUGGAAGCGAUGCAACAAACUCUCGGAAGGGCAGAAAAAGAAAAAGAGCUGAGAAAAAUGAAGAAUUAGACGACUGGGUAGAACUAAAACAUUUUCUUGAUAUGCUUGAGGAAGGCCCACUGUGCCCCGUGAAUUUUGAUGGCACAGAGACCAACCCUCUCGUGAUGCCAAAAGGCCCGGAUGGUAUCCGAUAUCAUAUCAUGGAUAUUUGGCUUGACGAGAUUGAAAAAUACGUCAUCAGCUCAGUCGAUCAUAAAGAUGAUGAAAUCGAAAAAUAUAUACCAACAUUGACCCCGGAAAAGAGUAUCCCAAUGGAGUUGCUGCUCCGCCCCAUUGAGCGAAUAAAAGCGAAAAGCCUCAACAAAACAGCUCGCAAAAGAGCCAUAGAGACCCUUGGUGACGAACGGUUAGUAAAGUGGGGUGUUAAAGCGAAAGAGAGUAGUGUAGAGCCCGAUGAUGAAGAGGAAGAAUGGGGUGGAAUAGACUAUUGA
Molecule: messenger RNA, 912 nt
Organism: Ophidiomyces ophidiicola
Lineage: Eukaryota; Fungi; Ascomycota; Eurotiomycetes; Onygenales; Onygenaceae
Exons: 3
Coding region: 1-912 (303 amino acids)
Biological process (GO): rRNA processing
Cellular component (GO): preribosome, large subunit precursor; preribosome, small subunit precursor; nucleus
Source: RefSeq, a predicted model, not a curated record